GGUAUAAAAAAAGUACUGAAGACAUUUCCCCCGCACAACUGCUAAAGCUCCAGAGACGCGAGUGUGCGCGGUGGCAUCGGCGGCGUCGAGAGCCGCCACCUCCGAGACCACCGCAGCGGGGGCGCGGGCGGGGCGCAGGCAAGGGGCGGGAACGCUCUGGGCGCGGCGGGGGUCGGCGCGGAGAAGUCGCGGGCCGCUGCCGGGAGCGCACUCGCAGCUCCUGCGAAGUGUGUCCGCCUCGCGGUUCCUCGCUCGCCUGCGCUCCUAGAAGGGACGGCUGCCUCCAGGUGACACAGACGGGACUCUCGCUUGUGCUUUCCAGAUGCAUCAGAGAUACUUUUGGAUUGACCAAGGCCAAGUGGCGUUCGGCGGGCACUACAUGGCUGAGGGCGAAGGGUACUUUGCCAUGGCAGAGGACGAGCUGACCAGCGGCCCCUACAUCCCCCUGGGUGGUGACUUCGGCGGCGGCGGCAGCUUUGGCGACCGCUGCUCGGACUAUUGCGAAAGCCCCACGGCGCACUGCAACGUGCUGAACUGGGAGCAAGUGCAGCGGUUGGACGGCAUUCUGAGCGAGACCAUCCCGAUUCACGGGCGCGGCAACUUCCCCACGCUCGAGCUGCAGCCGAGCCUGAUUGUGAAGGUGGUACGGAGGCGCCUGGAGGAGAAGAGCAUAGGUGUCCGCGACGUGCGCCUCAACGGCUCGGCCGCCAGUCACGUCCUGCACCAGGACAGUGGCCUUGGCUACAAGGACCUGGACCUCAUCUUCUGCGCUGACCUACGUGGGGAAGAGGAGUUUCAGACUGUGAAGGACGUCGUACUGGAUUGCCUGUUAGACUUCUUGCCCGAAGGGGUGAACAAGGAGAAGAUCACACCGCUCACUCUCAAGGAAGCUUAUGUGCAGAAAAUGGUUAAAGUAUGCAAUGAUUCUGACCGGUGGAGUCUUAUAUCCCUGUCAAACAACAGCGGCAAAAAUGUGGAGCUGAAGUUUGUGGAUUCCCUCCGGAGGCAGUUUGAAUUCAGUGUAGAUUCUUUUCAAAUCAAAUUAGACUCUCUUCUCCUCUUUUACGAGUGCUCAGAGAACCCAAUGACGGAGACAUUUCACCCCACCAUAAUCGGAGAGAGCGUCUAUGGUGAUUUCCACGAAGCCUUUGAUCACCUUUGCAACAAGAUCAUUGCCACCAGGAACCCAGAAGAAAUCAGAGGAGGAGGCCUGCUUAAGUACUGCAACCUCUUAGUGCGGGGCUUCAGGCCUGCCUCCGAGGAGAUCAAGACCCUCCAGAGGUACAUGUGUUCCAGGUUUUUUAUUGACUUCUCAGACAUCGGAGAGCAGCAGAGAAAGCUGGAAUCCUACUUGCAGAACCACUUCGUGGGCUUGGAAGACCGCAAGUAUGACUAUCUUAUGACCCUUCAUGGAGUGGUAAACGAGAGUACGGUGUGCCUGAUGGGACAUGAAAGGAGGCAGACUUUAAACCUUAUCACCAUGCUGGCAAUCCGGGUGCUAGCUGACCAAAAUGUCAUUCCUAAUGUGGCUAAUGUCACUUGCUAUUACCAGCCGGCCCCCUAUGUCGCAGAUGCUAACUUUAGCAAUUACUACAUUGCACAAGUUCAGCCAGUGUUCACAUGCCAGCAGCAGACAUAUUCUACUUGGUUACCCUGCAAUUAAGAAUCAUUUAAAAAUGUCCCAUGGGGAAGCCAUUUCAAGCAAGAUAGGAAAAAAUUAAAGGAAGAAAAAAAUAAAGAAAGAAAUAAAGAAAAAAAUAUGAAACAACACCAAAAAGGGGAGUGACCCAGUCCUAAUUAGGGAUGUGUUUUGUGCACUGAGGACUUGCUCCUGAUUUUAAAGUUGGCAAUGCUUAUGGAUCUUUCCAUCGGUAAGGGAGCAUGAUCUCAAGUCUGUCAGGCUCAUGAGCCAACCACCCCACCUACGGUCUCUACCCAAUUGGAUUGUGUUUUGAAACAAAAGAGGCCUGUUAGUAAAAGCAGCCAGGUUCUCCCAAAAUAACAAGAGAAUUAAAAGAAAAAAAAAAAAGAAAAAGAAAAAAAGACAUGAUUUUGACAAUAUGGGUUUCCACAACUACUCCCAUAGCUCUGCCGUAGGGAGGGGGAAUGGUGGACAAACAUUUAAGAUGGCAUUCACAAAUGGGAAAAUACAGAGGAGGAAAGAUUAGCCUAUCCCUUGAGGAGGUCAGAAAGUAGAGGAGGAAAGCAGGGUUACUGGUAGGGAUUACCAUCUGUCUUGCAGAGAGUGCUCUUUGCAAUGACCCUGUUUUCCUCAUAGAAACAGCUCAAUCCAAACCUACAGUAAGUAGCUCCAUGCUGUCCUCAUAACAAACAGCAGAACUUAAGGAUGGCAUGACCCAUUAAUUCCAGCUUCGUGCAUCGCUUGCGGGUUUUUUUGUUUUGUUUUGUUUGUUUGUUUUUUUUUUAAAUAUGAAGACGCAAGCAAAAAAAAAAAACCAGCUGUAGCCAAGAAACCAUGCUCAAGGACCAAAGAUUUAACAGAUAAAUAUCCCCCAGCAGAAGAGAUAGAAUAGGAUAUAUACAGAGUUACUAUAUUUGUUACACACCAAUACACAUCAAAGUGCCUGUUGCUUUCAGAAGAUUUGAAGUGGAAAAGGUUAUUUUAUGGUUUAAUAAUUAUUUUAUUUUAUCAGGGACUCAAGAAAAAAUUAAAACAACAUAUAAGCUUGUGAAUGGUGGAGGAAGUGCCCUUCUUUGGCAAAUACCUAUAUAAAGUUGAUAUUGUUUGGUGUGAUGUUAUCAUAGGUACGUAUAUAUUGUUUGUGUGUAUACACACACAUAUAUGUGAUAUGUAUGUAUAUAUACACACACUACUUUUGUCUAUGACCUAAAAUAAUGUAUCAAAUAGGAAAAUUUUAAGUACAGUACUUUUUAUGUUUUGGUAGGAUCUUAGAAGACAUGGGCAUACUGCAAUGAUGACUUAAAACUCAUAUAAAAAUAAGACAAGUGGCGGGAAAUGAGUAAUAUAUUUGAUAAGAAGAACAGAGAUUAUACAUUUUUAGUGAGUUUUUUUUUCAGUGAACCAGAGAACUUCAUAAAUGGGAGAAUAUUUGGUAGUAUACUUUAUAAUUGACUUGACCUGACAUUUUGACAGUCUAAGCCUCUCCCCCUUAAAUAAAUAGAAUCACAUGCCUUCAAGGCUUAGAACUUAGAUCAUGGACCAGAGAAAGGAUAAUUAAAUCUAUAACUACUAAAAAAGAAUUUCUGGAACCUGAACACUACUUCUUAAUAUUUAAAUGAAAAUACAAAUGAGUGUAUUCUGCAUUUUGGACCACUAGAAUUUAAUAAAUGUGAAAUGACCCUUUUUAAAGAGUAUUUGCACAACUACAUAAAGUUUAUAUAUAGAAUAUAUAUUAUAUAUAUACAUUUUAUAAACUUAUCCAAUAUGAAAUACCUUUGAUCUGGUUGUCACACUGCAUAGAAAUAUUUAGUACUGUACCUUAAAUUAAAUCACUUUGUAUUCAAUCAAACCCAACUUCAAGUUUUCUCUCCCAAGAGACCAUUUGUAUACCUUUGUGACAUAAACUUUCAUGUUCAGUGACAGCUAAAAUCCUUUCCCAGCCCUGUAGACACUGGUCUCUGAAAAAUACAUUUCAAAAACAAAACAAAUGCAUUAAAAACCUUCUUUUCUUGUUGUGAAACAAUCACACUGUCCCCUUGAACCUUCAUGAGUGACAGCAAAGUACGCUAAUUCAUCUGCAGAGCCAGUCAGUUACAGAGAAGCUAGGGAGAAUUUAACACUCUCACAUUGGCAUGAUGUUUUCUCUCAGCAUUUCUCAGCUUCUCAUGGCCAGAUUAGUCUAGGUUGAUGUGUCUGGACCACCCUUCUGUGCAUCUGUAUCUGAAGCCUUACCAGGACCUGAGUGGCUUGAUGUAACAGCUUCCCUGUGAAUCCUCACUAAGCUGUCACAGCCCCCAACACUGCCAUUCUCUUUUAUAGGAAACUGAUCCUACUCCCAUGGUGGUCCAAUUAUCCCCUUCACUGCCCUGCAUUUGAAAGAUCAAUUGGAAAGUCCCAGGAAACAUUUGUUCAGCAGAUUAAGCCUGGAACUCACCUAUCAGAAACCAUAGUCAAGCCUGUUUAGCUCUCCUGCAAGUUCUCCUGGACUGCUGGGGGGGGGGGAGGGGGCAGAGGCUCAUCUGACCACCUGGUUUCUGCUCAUGCUAACUCUGCAUGUACGAGUUGUCCACUGUUUUGAAAAGUCUGGAGAUCUUGGGCUCUGCCAUAGUAGCAACCUGCUGUUAAUUUACAGCACAGGUUUUUGUUUGAAGGGGCCUUAGUAGAAAAUAUGUCUUUCAUUUACAUUCUCAAGUAUUUAUAUUCCUUGCUUGCUUACUUUAAUGGCUGGUAGCUUAGUCAAAAGUACCAGGACAUGGCAUUCACAUAGAACAGGCUGUGUUCAAGACAACUUUUGGCAUUUACUUUAACCCUUAUAUAAUUUAUUUCUAUUUGUGCAUACUAUAGUCCUGUGCAUAUGUAGUUGAACAUGCAAUGGAAUAUAUGUCUCUCUUUGUGGAUGUGUGGCCUAAAUAAUCUGAAUGUCUGAGCAAAGGACGCUCUCUCUACAUUUAAUCAGUGCCCAUGGUUUGUUUGCCUUUGUGUUUAUCUGGCCUAGUGCACUGUAACUUUGAAACAGGGAGAAGUUUUGCCUUCUGGAGGUUCUUCUCAUGUGUCCAGUCUGGCAUGUCAGAGAACACUUAGCCUGUGACUGUGUCUUUUUACAAAGUUUACUUCAUCUGCAGUAAAUUCAACUGCCUCAAGAACUCUUGCAGGGGGAUGGACUUUCAAAAGUUGAAUGGAGCGCUUGCUCUCCUUGGUAUAGUUAGAUUGUUUUGACCUGGGUCCAAAAAACCCACAAGGAUGGGCACAAGCCAAGAAGGAAAUGAAAUGAAAUGAAAAGUGAACAUACUGGUUUUUUUGCCACCCCUUCUGUUUGCUGUUGUUGGUUGCUUUACUGUGCAUAUCCUUGUUUUAAUGCAACGCUUAUUAAAUAAAUAUUGUGAACUAUUUUGUAAAUGAAAUGUAUUGUGUUAAAAGCUGUCAGCAGCUGUCAAAAAUAAGCUUUUGUUGUGAAAGAAAAAUGUGUGUUAGAUAAAAACAAAACAAAAAAAAGCCAAAAAUAUCCUGUUUUUAUAAUAUAGCACCUAUUUGAAUAUACUCUUUCUUUAAUAUUUCUUUUAGCAUCACAAUUUCAGUGCUGUGGAGGGAUCUCUGUGUCACAUGUUGUCAUGGUAAUGGCUUGCUAAGAAAUAAGUGAUAACCUUACAAAGUGGGCGGUGGUGAGGGACUUGAGGAUACUUGCUGCAAAGCUUCGCAGAAUGUAAGAGGCUCUCCUUACUGCUGACCCUCCCUCCCACCUCCCUAGACCCAUUGCCUGCUCCGAGUUGUCCUACUACAGCAAGCUGCACCCUGGGUCACUCUUGGAAUGUUUUGACAAUUGUGUGUCACAGGCAGUCAAAGGAGUUGUCGGAAAAUGGACUCUUCAAAACUGACAUGUUCAUAUCAGUGCUAGAGGGAACAGAUUGUGAAUUUUGUUUACAGCAUCCAAUAUUUGGAUUUUUGUUUUUGUAAAUAAAAAGAAGUUAUUUUUUUCUAUUGA
Messenger RNA from Arvicanthis niloticus (Nile rat), 5621 nucleotides. It is a transcript of the gene Tent5a, whose product is annotated as terminal nucleotidyltransferase 5A. The record is from RefSeq and is a predicted model, not a curated record. Lineage: Eukaryota; Metazoa; Chordata; Mammalia; Rodentia; Muridae. Gene Ontology annotation, biological process: mRNA stabilization. Gene Ontology annotation, molecular function: RNA binding; poly(A) RNA polymerase activity.